Botrytis deweyae is the source of this 258-nucleotide messenger RNA. RefSeq lists its product as uncharacterized. The coding region runs from base 1 to 258 and encodes 85 amino acids. The transcript has 2 exons. The record is from RefSeq and is a predicted model, not a curated record. NCBI's taxonomy places the organism in Eukaryota, Fungi, Ascomycota, Leotiomycetes, Helotiales, Sclerotiniaceae.
AUGAAUAGAUUGAUCAAUAAAAGAGAGGACAGCGACAAUACGCAACAAAAUCUAACGAAUCGAAUUUCCUUGAAAAAGAAAGCAAAGUUGUCAAAUGUUUCAAAGCUCCCAUUCGUAAAAGAAAUGAAGGUCGCCAGUCAUUCCUCCUGUUCUGAUAUGAAUCUGCUGAAUGGGGUUUGGUGGGGCUUGGCCCUGCUUGGCGGGGAAGGGAUUGGAAUUUGGGGGACAUGCAACGCUAAUUUUAGAGUUGGGCUUUAG